Molecule: messenger RNA, 459 nt
Organism: Caenorhabditis sp. 36 PRJEB53466
Lineage: Eukaryota; Metazoa; Nematoda; Chromadorea; Rhabditida; Rhabditidae
Source: the annotation of a GenBank genome assembly
AUGAAUUAUUAUUUCCUUUUAUUGGCUCUCAUUGCCUCGAUUAUCCCUCAAGAAUCUGAAAGCGUCUGCGUGAGCCGACAGACCGAUUGGGGACAGUUCGGUUCUUUCUUCACGGAUCCACUGUGCGAUGUGUGGUGCAGAAUCCGAGUGAGUGUUUUUCCAACUUAUCGAUCUAAAAUUCUCAAUUUCGCUUAUCAAAUUCUGAUGGCAUUGCAGAGAUGCGGAGAAGGCGUUUGCAGGGAAAGCAAGAAUGAGAGGAAUCGGGCGAAUUGUGUCUGCGAAAAGUGCUACAGAGACGACUGGGGAAACGUGAUCUACUCGCAGGAUGAUUAUUACGAACCGUCACGUCUCAACUUCGACAGAACUUCCGCUUCUCCGUCGCGUUCUCAGAAUCAGAGAAGUCAGGACAAUUUGUACCCCAGCCAGAACAACUACAACACCGACAACUUUGCUAUAUAA